UUUUCCUCGAAAUAAAGUACGAACGUAACAAUGAGCAAAGAAGAAACUGCCCUGCUUUCCACCGGUAAACCCGCUGACUUUUCCUUUCGGAAAAUGAAAACUAUAAACGUGGAUAAAUUCUUAAGAGAUAUUGGCCUUGAGGGUGCCAGAUAUACAAGAGUAGCUGGAGUCCCAGAUAGAGGAAUAGAAAAAAAGAAAUUUCUGACCAGGUCCAUUUGGCUAAAUAACAAUAGACUCACCAACACCAAGAAUGUAGAUCAAUUCGCCCAAUCGGUUCUGGAGUAUCCAGAUGAGUUGGGCUGGAUCGACUUUUCUUUCAAUUUCAUAACAGAAAUAGAUGAGUGUAUUUUGAAAUUCAAGAAAUUAAAGAUUUUGUACUUCCAUGGGAACUGCAUAUCUGAUCUGGACGAGGUUUUCAAAUUAAGGCCCUUAAUGGAACUCAGAAGUAUUACAUUCCAUGGAAAUCCCAUAGCAAAUCAUCCAAGAUACAGGAAUUACAUAGUAGCUGUACUACCACAGAUAGCCAACUUGGACUUUACUCCCAUUGUACGAAAUGAAAAAUUACAACCAGCACCGCCGGAAGCUAUAAAGAAAUUCAAAGAAAUCGAAAAGAAUAAACAGGGAAAUCAAUGACCUUCUUUUUAUACAUGUGAAAUAUUUUUGUACGAAUUUAUACCAAAAUUUUAUACAUUUAUUGAUUAAAAGAUUAAAAAAAUA
Messenger RNA from Anoplophora glabripennis (Asian longhorned beetle), 717 nucleotides. RefSeq names its product leucine-rich repeat-containing protein 51-like. The transcript has 4 exons. Gene Ontology annotation, molecular function: protein binding. Bases 31 to 633 code for a protein of 200 amino acids. The record is from RefSeq and is a predicted model, not a curated record. Lineage: Eukaryota; Metazoa; Arthropoda; Insecta; Coleoptera; Cerambycidae.